AUGCCGCCAGUACCGCCGGCAGCUCGUUCCGCAGCGAGAGCUGCACUAAACGUCGCAUCGAAGUCGGCCACCUCAUCAGCGGCUCCAAAAACUGGCCGUGAAGGGCAGACCCCAAAAUGGAAACUCUGGCUCUAUACCGGCGUCUUCACCGCCGUAACAGUGACUGGGACAAUCUAUGGGGCUGGGCUGAAGACGCAGCAGGAAUGGAAAGCUGAGAAGAAGAGAGUUCUCGAAGCCAGUGUGGAAGAAAAGAUAGCCAUUCUAGAGGACCGCAAGGCAGAGCUAGUGCGGCAGAAGAACGAUUUAGAAGCAAAGUUGGAGGAACAUGCUUUGAUCUCUCAACCUGAGCCUGAUACCAUCCUGUCAGUGUUGGGCGCCUGGAUGAUCCUGAGGAGAUAG
Messenger RNA from Thermochaetoides thermophila DSM 1495, 399 nucleotides. RefSeq lists its product as uncharacterized. The record is from RefSeq and is a predicted model, not a curated record. The transcript has 3 exons. Bases 1 to 399 code for a protein of 132 amino acids. Lineage: Eukaryota; Fungi; Ascomycota; Sordariomycetes; Sordariales; Chaetomiaceae.